AACGUGUCAUUCCUCCGCCUGCUUAUCGGGAUGUCAUGACUUCCCCAAACGCUGCUUCAUCUGACGGCGCUCCGACCCCCACUGCGGGGGAGUGGUACGGUCCCUUUGCAGGGUGGGGGAGCCGGAUGGCAGAGCAGCACAGAUUCCGUCUACGGCGGAGCAGGGUAUGGGAAACGGGCGAGAAGCAUGACUCCUGACCGCCCUGUGAUGGUUUCCACCCGGAGGGAAUAAAGUGACCGCCUCCGGAUCGGAGGAGCUUCAUCCCGGAGCAGCGAGCUCAGGAAGUCUGGAUUUGGUUUCUUUUGUUUCCCUGAAGGCAGCUCUGCAGUUUCUGCGUGGAUUAACGUGCUGAUGAUUACCUCAGAUCGUGACUUUGUUUGAUGUUCGGCUGAUUUUUGAAAACUGCGGCGGAGUUUGGGGCUCGGCUCAUCCCAGCAGACUCUGCUGGGCUUCCACACCCAGGAACUGGACUAUCGCGAGCGGCAGACUGUUUUUUUCACGAGGUUCGUGACCGUGGAAGCGAGGGGAACUCUUUCCACGCUGGUAGCAACAACUUUCAUCGGAUUGGGUUUUGUUUACAUGGGUUUAUGCAAGCGUCGCUCACAGAGAACAUCCGGGGAGCGCUUCAGCAGCGGGGUUUGUGCUCCCGGCGCAGGGUUUGAAUGUGUGAAUGAAAGCUAAGUGAGUGGACACCCACCCACACACCCACACGGAGCUUCGUGGAUUCAUUUGGGUCUUCGGAUUAAUCCAAGCAAGCAGUCUCCCAGAAAGUCCCAGUAUCAGAGCUAUUUUUAGUGUUAGGGAUGGGGUAAAAGCAGGCAGCAGGAAAUCUGACUCCCCCCUUACCCUUUUCUUUUCCAAAAGCUAUUGCACUUGCCCACUCAGCCCGUUUGGCAAAAUGCAGGGCAAGCCUGGAUAGCACCAACACAACCUAGAGCUAAAGAACCUAGAAUCUUCAAAGAGGAGUAAAAAAAGAUUGAUCCCAUCUGGUCUUUUUUUCAUUUUUUUUCUGGAAACCAUACUGACCAUGUAGCCUUAGAAAUUCAAAGGAUCUUCUCCUUUAGGCUCAGUGGACUCAGUAAACCUGCUCUGGAUUGGGAAUCUACCCUGGACUGAGUGAACAUAUCAGCAACUAGAAUCUAUGCCUUUAUUUAUUGUUUGGUCAAACUUUUACCACCCUAAAAAGGUUGCUUUUUUAUUCUUUUGACUAUCUAAAAGAUAAGACACCAGCGACAUGGAAGCUCCCACCCACAGACAGAAUGCAUGAAACUGCCAAGUUCACCACAAAAAGCUAAACUUACAAGCCAAAUAUUUUAUUUCCCUAUAGUUCCCAAAUCCACAGAGAAACAAUAUAUAUGUAGAGUGAGAGAUCUAUAUCUAUAGUGUAAAUCCACAUAAAACAGAGAUUACAUCUUUUAUAUUUUUACUUCAGAGAGACAAGCUGCCUGUACACCUGUUGGUUGCCUUAGAAAGACGUCACACACAAACUGGGAGAGGGAGAAAGAGAAGAAGGUGCCUUUGGACUGGUCGGAUCGUUUCCCACCGUUUCAGACUUGAAAUGUUUAGUUGGAUGUAAAGUGUUGAAGUGAACUCUGGGCUUGGAAACCUUCCUCCACCCCACACCCCCCACAAGCUCUGCCCCUCCGUCAGAGCAUUUCCAUUGACACUAUUUCUCAUCUGGACCGAACCUUUGCCAAGCUCUCCCAUGGUUGUCACGUCAUCAUCAGUGGACGACAAGACUGUACCUUCUUGCAGGAUGGUCCAAUCGGAGCCUUGGAUCACUUCAGCUCUGCUUCGUAAAAACAAAAGUGCAAGCAGCUCAGGAUGUCCACCCACCUCCUCCUCCUCCUCCUCCACCUCCUCCUCCUCCUCCACUGCCCAGGGCUUCUCCCUCGCUGAGCCAGCCAUGACCAGCCAGCACACACACACACACCCCUCCUUCAGCUCCAUCCACUCCAUGGCCGAGCAGCAGCAGGUGCUGUCUGAUAUGACCAUACUCCAGCGGAGGAUCCCCCCUAGUUUCAGAGACCCUGCCAGCGCCCCAUUGAGGAAACUCUCAGUUGACCUUAUCAAAACUUACAAGCACAUCAAUGAGGUAUACUAUACGAAGAAGAAGCGGCGGGCCCAGCAAGUCCCUCCUGAGGAUAGCAGCACGAAAAAGGAGAAAAAAGUUUACAAUGACGGCUAUGAUGACGACAAUUACGAUUACAUAGUGAAAAACGGAGAGAAGUGGCUGGACCGCUAUGAGAUCGACUCACUGAUUGGGAAGGGCUCCUUUGGACAGGUAGUGAAGGCCUACGACCACCACGAGCAGGAGUGGGUCGCCAUUAAAAUCAUCAAGAACAAGAAGGCAUUUCUAAACCAGGCACAGAUUGAACUACGCCUGCUGGAGCUCAUGAACAAGCAUGACACGGAGAUGAAAUAUUACAUUGUCCACCUGAAGCGUCACUUUAUGUUUAGGAACCAUCUGUGUUUGGUGUUUGAGUUGUUGAGCUACAACCUGUAUGAUCUCCUGCGGAACACCAACUUCAGAGGAGUUUCUCUCAACCUCACCAGGAAAUUUGCACAGCAGCUCUGCACAGCAUUAGUGGGGCUGAGUUUAGAUGCUCUAUCUAUUAUUGUUUGUAUUGAAAACUGGAUAAAGCGGCCGGCCUCCUUCACUGUGGGCUUUUCCAACCAUCCGUCUCCAUCUGUCUCUUCUCCCCAGAUCUAUCAGUACAUACAGAGCAGGUUUUACCGCUCUCCUGAGGUCCUUCUGGGAAUGCCGUAUGACCUGGCUAUCGACAUGUGGUCUCUGGGAUGCAUCCUGGUAGAGAUGCACACAGGAGAGCCUCUCUUCAGCGGCUCCAACGAGGUCGACCAGAUGAACAAGAUUGUGGAGGUCUUGGGGGUCCCACCCAGCCACAUGCUGGAUGCAGCUCCUAAAGCCAGGAAGUACUUUGACAAGCUGUCAGAUGGCUUAUGGACCGUGAAGAAGAACAAGGAUGUCAAGAAGGAAUAUAAACCUCCAGCUACACGUCGUCUUCAUGAGAUUUUAGGUGUAGAGACUGGAGGCCCAGGAGGGCGGAGGGCAGGAGAGCCAGGACACGCCCCCUGCGACUACCUGAAGUUUAAAGAUCUGAUCUUGCGCAUGCUGGACUACGACCCUAAAAGCCGAAUUACGCCAUUUUACGCCCUGCAGCACAAUUUCUUCAAGAAAACGACAGAUGAAGGAACCAACACGAGCUCAUCUACAUCCACCUCUCCUGCCAUGGACCACUCGCAUUCAACCUCCACUACUAGCUCUGUUUCUAGCUCUGGUGGCUCCAGUGGUUCUUCCAAUGACAACCGUAACUACCGUUACAGCAACCGCUACUACAACUCUGCUGUCACCCACUCAGACUAUGAGAUGACCAGUCCUCAGGCUCCCUCCCAGCAGCAGAUGAGGAUGUGGCCCGGCAGUGAUGGUGGAAGUGGGGGUCAGGACCCAGCAUACACCCAGUUGCUGCUCCACAAACCAGCUGCCACCCAACAACACCAGCGCCACUUUUUGGACCCUCCCCACCACCCGCACCCGACUUACUCUCACCACGGAAACGGUGGGCGGGGACUACGGCAGGGCGGACAGACAGGCAUGGGUGGAGGCGGGGGUCAGCAGGGAUCCUCUCCCCAGAUGAGUGACAGCAUGGAUGUGGGCGUGUCCCUAGGGCUGCACCACCUGGGGGCGGUGUCUUCCAUGGAGGCCUCUCAGUUUGGCUCUGCAUCUCUGCCCCUCGCUCUGCCAAUCGGACUGUCUGCCUUCCGGACUCGGACGGCCCCCACCGCCCCAGGGCCUCAAGCCCCGCCCUCAGAGGACUACUACCCUGCCUCCAACAACAAUAACCCUGCUGCAGGGGGCAGAGGGAGGCCGGACUCAGACGAAGGGCCGGCCAACUCUUGAUAAAACCUGAACCAUGCCCUAAAGCCAUACAAUUUUAACUACAACUACUACAAAUACACACAUACAGCCAGAGUUCAGAGACAAACAGGUGAAUUUUGAGCUGGAGGAGAUGAUUUCUUCUGCAUGAGAGGAGGAGAAAGGAGGAGAAGGAUGCUGGGAAUACUUUUCCUUUUAUCCUGCUUUGUUUGUUGUUCUUACGGCUGUAAUUUGUAAGGAAUGAUUGAUAAGUGUGUUUUAACAGAUAUUCUUGAUUAAUAUUAUUUGAAUUUUCUAAGGUUUGAGGAGUUUUGUGUUGUUUUUUUUUCUUGUUUAAGUCGGGAUGAAGGGGGCCUUGUUUUCCCACUCUCCUCCAUACUGGAGCAUUGUUCAACAAACAAACAAUUGUUUUUUAACGUUAUAAGAUUUAGAUUUCCAUCCCCGUCUAUCAGCAGACUUAACGCACACACACAUCUGUUUCUUUCAUCUGCAAAACGCCCCACCUGGAUAUAACAGUCAUCAUUUCUUUAUGAAACACC
This is a messenger RNA of Cyprinodon variegatus (sheepshead minnow), 4434 nucleotides long. It is a transcript of the gene dyrk1b, whose product is annotated as dual specificity tyrosine-phosphorylation-regulated kinase 1B-like. The transcript has 13 exons. The record is from RefSeq and is a predicted model, not a curated record. Gene Ontology annotation, biological process: protein autophosphorylation; peptidyl-threonine phosphorylation; peptidyl-serine phosphorylation. Gene Ontology annotation, cellular component: nucleus. NCBI's taxonomy places the organism in Eukaryota, Metazoa, Chordata, Actinopteri, Cyprinodontiformes, Cyprinodontidae. Gene Ontology annotation, molecular function: ATP binding; transcription coactivator activity; protein serine/threonine kinase activity. The coding region runs from base 1706 to 3919 and encodes 737 amino acids.